AUGGAGAACAAGUUGUCUCGUUUAUUUCCGACUGAGCCAACAGGCUCCUUAGUAAAAAUAAAAAACAUUGCCCCAUUCGAAGGAGAAUUGGAGAUACAAAAUUUCCUUGGACACAUGGUUGACGUCUGCCUCAUGCGCGUAGAUCGUACGAAGAACGAGGCGUAUGCGUUGGUGCACUCAAAUGAAGAAGCUUCCCACCUCUUGGGGCUUUACAAAGUUAUUCUGAAGAACAUGAUAUUUUUGCAUUCAAAGGGGCGAGACAUAGAGAUCGAAGUAGACAUAGAAAUUUUUGACGAAGACGAGGAAAGAACAUUUUGGCGUGACGCAAAGAGGAACAACCUCUAUUUUAACAUCUGUUGCAAUGCGCAAAAGUGA
Molecule: messenger RNA, 375 nt
Organism: Plasmodium knowlesi strain H
Lineage: Eukaryota; Apicomplexa; Aconoidasida; Haemosporida; Plasmodiidae
Product: conserved Plasmodium protein, unknown function
Exons: 4
Coding region: 1-375 (124 amino acids)
Source: RefSeq, a predicted model, not a curated record